Messenger RNA from Danio aesculapii, 4495 nucleotides. It is a transcript of the gene dis3l, whose product is annotated as DIS3 like exosome 3'-5' exoribonuclease. The record is from RefSeq and is a predicted model, not a curated record. Gene Ontology annotation, molecular function: RNA binding; 3'-5'-RNA exonuclease activity. Gene Ontology annotation, biological process: rRNA catabolic process. Gene Ontology annotation, cellular component: cytoplasmic exosome (RNase complex). NCBI's taxonomy places the organism in Eukaryota, Metazoa, Chordata, Actinopteri, Cypriniformes, Danionidae.
AACAAAACAAAUUGCUUAACACAGUAAAGAAGAAUGGACGAAGUUGUCUGUUGUUUCUGAAUGUUACCUUAAACGUUAGCUGAUUAUAGAAGAUCUGACCAUGAUUAAAACCGAGAAGAUAUUACAUUUGCACAGUUCAAAGGGUAGGAAGAUCCGCGUGGUCCGGGAGCAUUAUAUGAGGGAGCAGGUGCCGUGCGGGAGCUCUCUCUGUCAGGCUGACUGUCAGAACGUUGGCAAAGUGCUGUCUAGAGAUGUGACCCACUAUGUGGUACCUGAUGUCGGAGUGGUUCGGGAUUUCCUGGAGAUCCUGGAGUUCAUGGAGCUUCAGGGAAUCGUGUUGACCCAGACAGCUUACCAAACUGUUCAGCACACCCGUGGACGCAGGCAUUAUAACCGACUGCGUUCUUUACUGAAGGAUCCUCGUCACGAUUGUGUGCUUUUUGCCAAUGAGUUUCAGCAAUACUCCUACUGCCCCAGAGAAAAGGGUGAGUCUCAGGACAAAUGGCACACAAGAAAUGUGUACAAUGCAGCAGUUUGGUAUUAUAAUCAUCUUGCUGGACUCCAACCAGUGGUCAUGAUUACUGAAGACAGAGACGCUAUUUCAGAAUUUAGUGCUUCAAACAGCGGAGUUUUUGUCAUUUCAACUCAGGAGUACUUGUUAAGUUUCUGGCCGGACCUGCAGGCCGCACAUGAUCUGUACCACUCCAUUGCCCAGACGCUUCAGGAGAGAGAGAGUGAAGGAGCAGAGAAAGUGUACACUGAACACCUGCCUGCGGAGGUGCUGGAGGCUGGCAUAAAAUCUGGAAGGUACAUCCAGGGGAUCCUCAGUGUGAACAAACAUCGAGCGCAGCAUGAAGCCUUUGUCCGGUAUGAGGGAUCAGCCAGCAAAAACACAGAGCUCAACAGUGAUGUGCUGAUCAAUGGUGCAAAGCAUCGUAAUCGAGCGGUGCAUGGAGAUGUGGUUGUUACUGAGCUGUUGCCCCGUAAUGAGUGGAAGGGCAGGACUAUGGCACUAACAGAGGGUCAGGGGGAGGAGCGGCCACUGGAGGACACACAGAGUCAGCCUAUGCCCACAGGCCGGGUGGUGGGAAUUCUGCAGAGGAACUGGAGAGACUAUGUGGUGACUUUUCCUCCUUUUGAGGAGAUGCAGUCUCAAAGCCGAAAUUCACAGAAAAUUCUGGUUGUUCCAUGGGACUACCGAAUCCCCAAAAUCCGUAUCAGCACACAGCAGGCUGAGGCGCUGCAGGACCAAAGAGUGAUUGUGCGUCUGGAUUCAUGGGAAAGUACUUCAGUCUACCCAAAUGGUCACUUUGUGAGGGUUCUGGGGAAAUCAGGCGAGCUGGAGACUGAGAUUCAGACCAUCCUGGUGGAAAACUGCAUCCACGUGCCACCAUUCUCAGAGGCACAGCUGCGAGAGAUGCCAGUUAACACAGAGGAGAACCCAUGGCAGAUGGACAGCAAGGAGGUUUCCUCUCGCCGGGAUUUAAGAGACUCUCACUUGGUGUUCAGUAUUGAUCCUAAAGGCUGUGAGGAUGUGGAUGACACCUUGUCUGUGCGGACUCUGCCUGGGGGAAAACGGUUAGAGCUUGGUGUCCACAUUGCUGAUGUCACUCACUUUGUCAAAGAGGGCUCUCUAACUGACCUGGAGGCACGGUCCAGGGCAACCACUUACUACCUGGCCGAUCGCAGAUAUGACAUGCUGCCUGCGGUGCUGAGUGCUGACCUGUGCUCUCUGCUUGGAGGAGUGGACCGAUAUGCCAUGAGUGUGCUGUGGGAGCUGGAUGCAGAGACUCUGGAUGUGUGUUCAGUCUGGUUUGGCCGUACUCUUAUCCGCUCCUCAUAUCAGCUUCACUAUGAGCUGGCCCAGAGCCUGCUGAAUGGGGAAGAGGUUGAGGUACAUGAGCUAAACCCACUCAAGGGCUCACAGAGGGACCUGAAAAUGUCAGAGCUCCUGCAGGCCCUGCAGACCCUUACGAGGGUAGCAAGGCACCUCCGGGCACAGAGGGAUAAGGGUGGUGCUUUGGAGUUAGAGGGGGUAGAAGUACGGGCUCAGUUGGACGAGGAGAAGAACAUCACAGCCCUCGUGCCCACGCCUCUGGAGGUUCACGAGACUGUGGCAGAGUGCAUGAUCUAUGCCAACCACUGGGUGGCACGCAAGAUACAAGAGAGCUUUCCACAUCACGCUCUUCUGCGUCAUCAUCCACCACCCAAGCAGGAGUUCUUCAAUCACCUGAUUGACAGCGCCAAGGCUCAUGGCUUCAGCAUUGAUACAAGAUCAAACAGGGCUCUGGCUGAUUCUUUGGAACGUGCUGUGGAUCCUCGGGAUCCCCUGGUGAACAGGUUGUUGAGGAUGAUGGCCACCCAGGCAAUGUCUAAUGCCCUUUAUUUCUCUACGGGAUCCUGUCCAGAGGAGCAGUACUAUCACUAUGGUCUUGCUCUGGCUCGAUACACUCACUUCACCUCUCCAAUCAGACGCUACGCAGAUGUAAUAGUUCACCGGCUGCUCAUGGCUGCCGUUCAGCUGGAGAAAGAAGAUUCACCAUGCAAAGCCUUGGCCAGUAACAAAGAGCUUGAGGAGCUGGCUCAACACAUCAACAACAAAAACAGAGCAGCGCAGCAUUCACAGAAGCAGUCCACAGAGCUUUUCCAGUGCAUGUACUUCAGAGAUAAAGACUCGCACACAGAUGAGCGCUGCGUGGCAGAUGCUGUCAUCUAUGCUGUCAGAGCUAACGGCUUUCUUGCCUUCGUGCCACAGUAUGGUUUGAAGGGAGCUGUGUACCUCAAGGACAGAGAGGGUCAGGUGGUCAGUGUUGAUGGAGAUGGAAAGUGUGAGUGGAAGCCUGGGACAUUGCAGAAAUACCCUGACAAGAUCAUCACCAGCACCAGUACUGGAACUCAUACCUUUUACCUGUUUAACCAUGUUACAGUUCGUAUCUCUGUUGAACCCUCCCGUUGCCAUGCCGACAGCCUAAAUCUGGAGCUUAUCAGCAACAAGCCCCACUGCGCUGUGCAACCCGAGUCUCAGCCAGCUGGCGGAGGACGGUCUGGGCUGGUUGAAGAGGUGGUGCGCUGGGCAGAAGAGGCCUCGCUUCAGGCGGAGGAGCAGAGAGGGAGGAAACCCAAACUGAGCAAAGAGGAGAAGCAGUUCAGACAGAGUAAAACACCUAACCUCUAUGUCCUGUUACAGGAGAUCAGUGAACUCGCUCUGUUGGAUCUGUCUGCCUGCCAAAUCGCUAAUACAGAGGAACAGACUUGCACUGUGUCUUCUUAGACUAUGCUGCUGCUGCUUCUAUUGUUGACUGGACAGAAUAUUUUGCACUGAGAGCUUUAGGGGUGGUUUGGUCAUAUUUGGUAGAUUUAGACCUGGCAGAGAGUUGCAUUGACAUGUAUAGGGAUGAACUAGAAAACAUGAAGGACUAAUUAAUCCUGGCUCCUUGGUGUACUUGAUUAUAUAUUUUUUGGUCUUCUCAAUUGCAUUUGAUAAGAUACUCAGAAUAAAUCAUAUGAUUGCAGAUUGUAUGGUUUAGGCCCAUUUUUAUAAUUUUUUUUUUUUGCAUUAAAUUGUCACCAAAACAUAAAUAAAAUACAACAAUCAUGUUUAAAAGAAUUCUGGGAAUAACCUACAGUAUUUUCUGGUUCAAGAAGUGUAGUUUUCCACAACGUUUAACAUGUUAAAGCUUUCAAAUUCAUUCUUGUAAAAUAAAAAAUACAUUAGAAUUUUUAUUUUCACUAAGAUUUUUAGUUAAUUUCUUAUUGCGUUACAAAGAAAAAAAAUUAUUGUGGGCCGUUGAAGAUUUUACUGAAAAAUCCAUUGUGUAUGAUGUGCACCGACCAAUAUUUUGAGCACAUUUCUUAUUUUAAAUAAUCUUGUCUUCUGCCAGUGAGGUUUUUAUGCUAGAUUUCUGUGUUUGUACUUCUCUGAAUGUCUGGCAAAGCACAAACUCAAUAGUGUUUGUCUGUUGCACCUGAUUUAAUUGAAAAGUGCAGCGUUCUGGUUUUAAAAGUUGUGUAGUACAGCCUAAAUCACACUCCAAAUUAUACAACUACAUAAAUGGCAUUAUACAAAAAGGUUUGCUACAUAAUCUUUAUUCAGAAAAUGAGAAAGAUAAACAUACUGUAACUGACAAUAGUCAACAAUGUGAUCACAGACUGAUUUAAUUUUCUUUAAAAAUGUAAAGGCCAACUUCAAAAGCUCUCUUUGUUCUGCAUUGUAUGCUAACAUUAUGACAAACUCCAGCCGAUAACAAAUAAAAGGGCUGCUUAUUACAAUCCAUGAGAACCUGAGGAACAGACGAUGGAAUAUGUUGUGAAAAUGAGUGAAUAUUUCCAAAAAAAUCCUCACAGAGGAUAAAAAAACAACAUGACAAAAUACAAGCUGAACCAGAUUUCUGUGUAAAACUGAUUAGAGGUGAUCAAGCCUCAGACUGGCAUUAUAAAAGGAGCUGCAGAAGAUGUUUGGCAUAUGACUGGGAAGAUUUUAUGAGGUUAAAUAUGU